AUGGAUCAAUGCGAUCAGCUGGAUCCCUUCUCCAGCGAGAGCCUUUGGCGACCUUCUAAGUUCAGCAUAGAAGCUCUACAGCCAUUGGAGUCUGUACCAUGGAACGCUGCAUUGCCUGAAUUUCCGCGAUCUUGCUUCGAGGCACCAAACGCACCGAACGAGAAAAUCGAUAGGUCACUAUGGAAGCUCGACUUCUUUCCAAGUGGAUUGGAACCGCCUGAGUCUGCUACCGACUCGACCAUCGACCCCUCCAUUGACGGCCUGUCCGAUGCGCCAUGUGACCUUGUAGCAGACACAGUUGAAGAUGAGAACAAUAUUUGGUCCUUAGACUCGCUAAGGGAAGACGAUGCCCAAGUGAUCCCGCAGAAAUCAUGGGAGACACAUACGGAGAGGUCCUUUCAAGAGCCGGUCUCUGCCUAUUUCAGCGAAUCGGGCCCGAAGGGCUUUGAUGCAGCUCUGGCAAAGCAAACACUACUGAAUUGCAAGGUACCCAGCCGACUGGCUCAGGCAGAUAUCUAUCUUCGAUCACUGCUCCGUCUGGGCUUAGGCUGGAACUCAUGUUUUUUCCGAUACAACCAACACACAAAGCAAUUCGAGGAAGAGAUCAAGGAUGUUAGGGUCUCUGGUGUCAGCUCUAUGGCAUUGGAUAACGUUGUUCGAUACGUGCUACAGUGUGGCGCAAAGAUGCACCAGAUGCGAUUAUUCGCGCAAGAACCACCUCCGAAGUGCAAGGAAUUAUCGACUCUGUUCACUUUGAGCCGUAUAAUUGCUGUCAUCAUUUUCAAUCUUGAGCAGCAGAUCUCUGGACACCCACAAAGAUUCACCUCGCUUCUGCAAAUCAGAGCUUUGUUUGAACGUUGUGGGGACCUGAUGGGUGCAUUGGCUGCUAUUGUGGACACUUCCCAAAAGGCCGCCUCAGAUGCGCAAAUAUUAUCAAUUGUGACACAAAGUGCUGCCUCCUUUGCUCAAAGGUUUGGCUGGAUGGAGAACCUGUUGCAUGAGAUAGUAAUUCGAGUAACUGAGCCGUGGUUUAAACUCAUCGACGGCUGGAUCGGGCUUCGACCAGAAGAUGCAGCUCUUGAAGAAUCAAUUACUGGCGGCAAAACAUUCAUCGCGCGGGAGGUUCAUCAGCCUGGCAAGUUCAAAACUGGACCGGCACGAAUUGAACACAUCUUUCAAGCAGAUCACAUACCGUCGUUCAUCCCAGCUGAUCAAGCAUACUCCAUCUUUGAGAGUGGACGAAGUCUUCGAAUGCUGAAGCAAUCCCAUCCAAACCAUCCUAUCGCACGGCAUGAUGUUUUUUCCCGAGCUGGUGAUCUUCAUUUGCAUUGUGCGACCUCCUGGGCUGACAUCGAGAACAUUCAGACCACGGCCCAAGAGUAUGAAUCGAAACUUCGCGCUGAGAUCAAGAGAUAUCACAAACACGAGCCCGCGGAUCUUAUUUCCUCAUCCGAAGCAAUCACGCAGAUUCCCACGCCAUUGACGGACGCAAGUGCUGUUGAGGGAACCUUUGAACUCUUUGACAUAGAUGACGAAAUUAACCUCUCGGGGCCUUUCACAGACCGAAUGGCUCUGUCGAAAGAUAAUUUCAAUCAAAUACUCGACAAAGCCCAGAGAUUUGAGACCGAGCCGAUUGAGCAUGCAAACCACUUUGGCCCAGAAUUGACAUCUGGCCUUCACCUUUCCCUAGCCCCGAUUAUUUCGUCUCAAGCCCUUCUCAUCGACUACUCGUGCCUACACCAUCUCUUCAAAGAGCAUAAGAUGCGAGAUAACCUAAAUUUACAAUGGCGAUUCCAGCUACUGGGAGAAGGCUCCUUUGUGUCACGUCUAUCCAACUCUCUUUUCGAUUCAGAAAUGGAAAGUGGAGAAAGAAAAGCCGGUGUUAUACGAACCGGAGUUGACACCGGUCUACGGCUUGGAAGUCGAGACACUUGGCCACCAGCUAGUUCGGAGCUGCGCCUUGUUUUGAUCGGCCUUUUAGGAGACUGCUACUUCGGCAACGCAGAACCAGAAGAAUCGGAAAAGGGCCAAAGUCAAAAAGACACUGAAAUGCCGGGUGGGCUAAGCUUUGGCAUUCGCGACCUCUCAGACGAAGAGAUAGACAAAUGCAAGGACCCAAGCUCGAUCGAGGCCCUGGAUUUUCUUCGUCUACAAUACACUCCACCUGUAGCACUCGAGUCUAUCAUUACUCCGCGGUCUCUGGAUAAGUAUGAUUGUCUUUUCAAACACUUGCUUCGCUUGCUUCGCAUGGUUUCCGUUGUCAAGAGUCUUGUUCGUGACUCCACUAUGCGAGGAUCCCUGUCAGGAGAUACACGAAAUGUGUUCCAAAAGUUCAGGGUGGAGGCCCAACACUUUGUUCUAGCAAUCAGCGACUACUGCUUCCAUAUCGGCAUUGGAUCCAUCUGGCAACGCUUCCAAGAAACACUUGCCAAGAUCGAGUACUGCCUUGACCGUGGUGAUAUUGACGGAACAAUCGAAGCGGCGCACUCCGUGCCACGACUCCGCGACUACCACGAGGAUAUGCUUGACCAGAUGUUGUUUGCGUUCUUCCUGAGCAAACGACAUGCGCAAGCGGCAAAAUUGCUUGAAUCAAUUUUUGGCACUAUUCUCGCCUUCAGUCCACUGUCAAAGGCAGAUGGGAGCGGCUUGCGUCAUGAGGCCGAAGGAACCGCGUUUUACUUGUAUCAAAAUCUGCACAAACAGACCUCUGCUUUUGUUGGAUACCUUCGCAAUCUAGAAUCUGGGAAGGCCACUUCGAAGUCCAUGGUGAGAUCUGGUGCAUUCUUCUCAUCCCAUACAGAUGCUACCAGUGUCUUUGAGCACCUCCGUGUGAGAUUGGACUUCAAGAAAUACUAUUGA
Molecule: messenger RNA, 2859 nt
Organism: Penicillium nucicola
Lineage: Eukaryota; Fungi; Ascomycota; Eurotiomycetes; Eurotiales; Aspergillaceae
Product: tubulin gamma complex associated family protein
Exons: 2
Coding region: 1-2859 (952 amino acids)
Biological process (GO): meiotic cell cycle; cytoplasmic microtubule organization; spindle assembly
Cellular component (GO): gamma-tubulin complex; spindle pole; centrosome
Molecular function (GO): gamma-tubulin binding; microtubule minus-end binding
Source: RefSeq, a predicted model, not a curated record